This is a messenger RNA of Penaeus chinensis, 1984 nucleotides long. RefSeq names its product lysophosphatidylserine lipase ABHD12-like. The transcript has 11 exons. Gene Ontology annotation, biological process: phosphatidylserine catabolic process; monoacylglycerol catabolic process. The coding region runs from base 314 to 1393 and encodes 359 amino acids. Gene Ontology annotation, cellular component: endoplasmic reticulum membrane. The record is from RefSeq and is a predicted model, not a curated record. NCBI's taxonomy places the organism in Eukaryota, Metazoa, Arthropoda, Malacostraca, Decapoda, Penaeidae. Gene Ontology annotation, molecular function: monoacylglycerol lipase activity; phosphatidylcholine lysophospholipase A1 activity.
CGACCCACGACAAUCAAUAAAAAAAGGGGUAUUAGUAAUAAAAAAAAUGACAGUUGUAAGAAAUCAAAUACUCGGAAGAAGGUUACCCGGUGACACUCUCGGAACUCAAGAGAUUUGUCUUUUCGAGGGAUAGACGAGGGAAGGCACAAGGAAGAAGAAUACCUGAACAUCUGCUCUAGUUGCAAAGGACAGGAAAACACAGUUGAGAGAAUAUUCUUGGCUGACAUUGAUAUAUAUGAUAAUUGAGAGUCGAAGUAUGCAAGAAAAUCUAUUUGUGCAUUCCUGUCAUAAUUGAACUCGAUGUUUUAAGACCAUGCCUCGCUUCCGACUCUUGUCAAUGGGUACUGGAAGACGAGGAAGAUUUAAGAGGUUUCUUAAGUUAGUGGUAGCAGUAGUGACAGUUUUUCUGUUCUUGUUCUGUGUUGCAUUUCCUAUCCUUGUUCAUUACUCCCCGGGACUGCAACGGUUCUUAAUCUUCCGCCACACAUCUCUGCCUGGCCUUUCGUUCUUCUCAAGAACAGAGCAUUUCAGCAAACCAGAGGACUACAACUUGUUAGGAACUCGCAACUUUUACCUUCAAACAGAGGAUGACGUAUCAGUUGGAAUAUGGCAUAUCUUGCCAGAGUCUUUGAUGUUUUCGGCACCAGAUGGCAACUCUGAGGAAAGAACUAGAUGGUUUGAGGAAAGUUUAAAGAAGGGUAAGCCCAUAUUCAUAUACCUGCAUGGGAACCGGUUUUCAAGAGCUGCUUACUAUCGUGUGGAGCUGUACCGUCUUCUACGAAGUCAGGAUUACCACAUUAUUGCCAUGGACUACAGAGGUUUUGCUGACUCAACUGCUGUAGCUCCCAGUGAGACAGGAUUAGUCACAGACGUAAAAGCUGUGUAUAACUAUAUCAAGAAAAAGGCAGGGAAAACACCAGUAUUUUUCUACGCCCACUCCCUUGGUACUGGGGUUGCAUGUCAUGCUAUAGCAGACCUGUGUCAGGAAAUAAGGUGCCCCAACGGUCUUAUUCUUCAGAGCCCCUUCAAUAACCUCUUCAGCGAGAUCAGAGUCCAUAGCUUCGGCAAGCUGCUGACGUUCCUGCCAUACUACAACUGGAGCAUUUUGGAGCCACUCCGAAAGAGUGGUGUUGUGUUUGAUAACGAGAAGCACAUUGCCAAUAUUCCCAUACCAAUCUGGAUCCUCCAUGCUCAGGACGAUGGUGUUGUUCCUAUUACACUGGGGCUUGAGCUCUAUUCAGCAGCUAUGAGAACAAGAGCAAAGAAGGCGCCGGAAGUCAGAUUUUUUGACUUUGAAGACCAUUAUGGGUACGGACAUAACUAUAUUCACAAGUCUCAGGAUUUACCAAUGAUCCUCAGAGAAUUUGUCAAAGCCGCAAGAUAUAGCAAGUAAUCAAGAUGUGUAUAAAUAUACUGUACAGAAGAGAAAAUAGUACGUAAGGAACACAUCUGUUUUAACACAUUCCCAUUUUCUCUCUUACUCUCAUUUUCACACUCCUCCAUUGUUGUGUAAAGAGUCCAUGUUUUGUAGAUUAUUUCAGUUUGUUGAAAUACAGAGAAUCAAAUUAUUGUUAUAUUUGUUAUAUUUAUUGUUUUGUUAUUAUUGAACUAUAUUUAUUGUUCAAUACAGAGGGUUUAUGAUAGGAACAAAAUGUAGCUCUUUUGUUCUCCUUUUUAUCCAGCAAUACAGUAUAGGAUAAAAAUAUUCAAAUAUUAUUGUUAAGGAAAAAGAAAAGUACAGGUAUGUUAAAAACAUUUUUUUUUACAGUGUUUGCUUCUUUUGCGGUUCUUUUUUUCUUUUCUUUUCUUUUCUUUUCUUUUGUAUCUCGCUGUACUUAAUUUUGUCCUCUUUUCUCAUUUCUGCUUUUCUCUCCUUUCCAUGUGUCUUCUUUAUCUUCAGCUUCUUGUGUGUUCUUUCCUUCUUUUUCUUCUUCCUCCUGUCUCCUCCUUUGUCUUCCCUCUUUCCUCCGUUUUCCUCUUCCCU